CGCCAUUAAAUUAUUGAGUAUAAUAUCAAACAGUACCUACUAAAAUUUCUGAAAAUGUCUAGGUAUAAAUUCCUAAUUCUUAUUUUAAUGAUUAUGAAAUCGUUAUAUUAUUCAGAAGCCGGAAAUAACAGUGAUACAAACACAGUCGAAGGAGGCGAAAGAUUGUACUGCAUCAACAGAAUGCAUAACGGAGGCUAUCCACGAAUAUACGAAACAUAUGUAGAUUAUAUGACAAGGAUAUCAAAAGGCAAACAAUAUAAACCUAUCUCGAAUAAUGAGUUCGUUACAUUCAAAUCAUAUUGUCCAAAUAUCGGAGAAAUAUAUGACGAAUAUUUUAACGAUAGGCAGGAUCUUUUUGAAAUUGUAGGAUAUUCUGAAACAGAAUUUACAGCGGUUCUAAAAUCAUACCCAACGUUUUUGGAAACUAAAUCUCAAUUCUUAAGUAGGAUCGACUUUGGCUCACUAGGACUGGACCAGUCUACGAGUCCAUCUGACUACUAUAUAGGAUUACGGUCAUUGUAUCCAAUAUUUGCUGAAUCUCAUAUAGAAUAUUCAGCUAGAAUAGAGACAAAAGGACUCGUUCCAAUGAAACUUGAAUCAUUCAUUUUAUACCAAGCCUAUUAUCCGAAUCUAUGUGUACAGUAUAUUGAAUUUGCUUAUACAAUGGACAUAUUUGAUCGAACAAUACCCAGGUUUAAGAAAUUGAAACUAUAUUUAUAUUCUGAAGAUGUUUACGAUCGUUUAAAAACCAUAUUUCCAAAACCAUUUGAAAGUCAAGUACACUUUUAUAAUCGAUUGACAGCGGAUGAUUUUAAUUUAAUAUACGAUCGAUUCUAUGCAAAAAGAAUGUACCCUAAAAUGUCGGAAACGUAUGAAGAGUACUGCAAUAGAAUUAAUAGUAUAUUUUUCCCAGAUCAGACCGAGCUGAUGACUUCUGAGUAUAAGAAAUCUAAUUGGCUAAGACCAAUACCAUAUCAUAUGUUUGUGGAAUAUAAAAAAAACUAUCCACAGUUCCUAUAUUUAUACAAUGAAAUAAAUUUUGAGGAAAAGAAUAACAACAUCCCAUACAGACCAGUGUUAGAGCAAAUCGACGAAGCAGUUACGCACUAUACUGAUGAAGCGCUAUUCAACAUUGAUUAUGACGCGAUCUAUACGUUUCUGUUAGAAAAUAACGCGAGUUACAUACACCAAAGAAAUUUGGUCGAAAUACAUAUGGAUAUCAUAACAUUCAAAUUGUUAGUAAAAAGAUUACCAAAUGUAUAUGAAAAUUACCAAAUCUACAGACAAAGAAUGUUUAUGCUUGCAACCAAUAUAUUAGAUGAAGAAGAAGUCAACGAUUUAAAAAAAGUUUACAUAAGACAAUGUGAAAAAUAUGAGGACUAUAGAAAAAGAAUGAAACAAAUGGAUAUAAAUCCAACAUCUAGAGAAAUUGCGGACAAGUUUAAAAUGACUGUUCCAAGAGAAUACGAGAAAGGUGGCGAACACCAAUAUUUCCAUUUCUUGAGUAGUGAUCGACACGAUAAAGGAAAGAAUUGUUUCAUCUAUGGAUAUAAAAACAAAACUCUACCAUUUUUUCUUGAAUACCUGGAAGAAGCAACUCCUUCAAAUGAUGAUCCCGAAUCAGUACAAAAAGUGUAUUAUGAUGAUAAACACAUACAUGAAAGACAAGUGUAUAAUGAGCAUAUGCUUGAUUAUCACUACAUAAAAGCAUUUAGCUACCCCAGUUAUAAAGCUUUCAAAUAUGUUCUUCCACGUCCAUUUGAGAAAUACGGAAGUUACGAGAGAAGAAUAAACAAAUUUCGAAAAGAUUAUGAUUUUAGUGAUUAUGAGGACUUGAAUUGUUACGCACGAGAUAUUUUCAAAUCAUUUAUACAGCCAUUAACAAAGGACGAAUUUUUGGAUUUAAAACUAAGAUUUCCAAAACUAAGUGAAACACCACGUGAAUAUGAAGACAGAUUAGAAACCGAUUACAGUUUAGAUAUAGCCAUUGAUAAUCAUCAACUCCAUCUGUUUCAUCUUAUAAAACAUAGUCAAAUACAACUAUAUGAUGACUAUAAAGGUUACGAAAAGAGGUUUCAAAAAUUAGUGAUAAACAGGAGAAAGUUUCUUAAGGAUUUUGGUAUUUCACUGCUUAACGAGACUGAGUUUAAAUUAUUCAAAGAAUAUUUACCAACUAGGCCAUAUGUAAUUGACUAUUCAGCAUAUACUAUUGAUAUGAAGAUGAAGGGAGAUACUGAGUACAUGUUAGAUGUAAACGACUACGACGAUUUUAUGAAAGUUUUUCCAAAAUAUUAUGACACAUUUGAGGAGUUCAAUGAACUAAUGAAACAUCGUUAUCUAGAUCCAGUUUCAAAAGAUUAUUUCAAAAUAUUUAAGGAAAUCCAUCCACACUUUUUUGACAAGGAUUUUAAAGGCUACUCAUCAAGAAUAUUAAAUUAUAGUCUUUCUACUACUCGUAGUUUCAAAAAUGAAUUGACAAAAUUUAGUUUAUCUCCAAUAAAUAAUUUAGCUGAGUUCGAUACAUUUAUGGAUAAUAUUCCUAGACCAUUUGAACCCAUUACGGCUUACAAAAAGAGAUUACCAAAUGUCUCGAUGAAGUCUAAAGAUUACGAACGUUUCAAACGCAUUUAUCCAAAAGUUUCAAGUACCAUUUCUGAAUAUUCAAUGUUAAUGGAAUCUAUGGAAAUUUCAAAGGCUGAUGAAUUCUUCAUAAUUUAUAAAAACCAAUUACCUAAUGUCAGCGACAAAGAAACAUAUGAUGUAUACAUGAAAAAAAUUAAUGACAAACAAUCAUUUAUGAUGACAGAAGAUGAAUACCGUUUAUGGUUUUUAAGAUUACCAAAGGCACCUGAAAGAUAUUUAAAUCAUAUAAAAACGAUGAUAAAAUUAAAGGAAAAUAAUGUUGAGGUGGAACCUUUAGAAAAACAUGAAUUCGAUGAUUUAAAAAACCUGUUUUCAAUACCCUAUGAAACUUAUAAAGAACACUAUAUUCGGUUAAAAAGUUAUAAUUUAAGAAAAUUAACGAGGAAUCAAUUCAUAAGAGAAAAAGCCUAUCGAGUUCUCGUAGGUGAAACCUAUAAGAGCCAUGUCGAAAGAAUACGACAGUUGUUUAAUGAACCGGAUUAUGACUUAACCAAGGAAAAAAUAGUCGAAGAUCAUGGUAUAGAGACACUGAUUCCGAACAAUUUUGCAGAACAUGUGUUAUCUUAUCCAUUCAACUAUGAUACUUUAAAAAAGUUUUUGUCGAGACAAGAAAUUAUUAAAUCUGAUUUAGAUCCUGAUCCAUUAGUUAAAACUGAAAUUUGGUAUAAAAGAAUGAAAAAUCUCUUGCCAAGAAUAAAUGAAAAUAUUCAAAUGUUCAAAGAAAGGGUAAAAACAUACAAACUAUUAUUUCCAGAAAUCACAGAAAUACAGUUCUAUCGACAUAAAUACGCUUUGCCACAUCCAGCAGAAUCAUAUACAACUUUUUAUUCAAGAACUCAGUAUAUUAUUUCUGAUAAUAAACAAGAUGAAACAUCUCCGGCAGACCCCGCCGAAUUGUUAAUGGAACACAAGAAGGAGUUGUACGAUAUUUUCGUAGCACUUUCUCCAAAUUUUCUUAUUGAUCACCCGACGUACUGUGAAAAAGUAAAGGAGUAUGAAGAACCGCUGGAUAAAGACGAGUUCUUUGUAUUCAAGCAAUGUUUACCUAAACUACAAGACUCUAUUUUGGAACAUAAUAACAAAAUUACACUAAUGGGUUUGGCCGAAGUUAAGGACGAACCUUACAACAAAUUGAAAAUAUUUUAUCCACGGAUCUAUCACAUUUCGUAUGACAAUUAUAUCUUAAACAUAGAGCUAAAAUAUGGCAAAGAAGCAAAUGACCUUCGAGGUGUUAUAGAUGCCCUGAAGCUGUCUAGAAAUGAAUUCACUGAGUACAAAAACAAGUUCCCAAAACUAUUUGAGUUUUCUUACGUAACUUAUCGGAAACGGAUGGAAAAUAAAGAUAUGUUCACAAAGGAGGAAUUUAUGGCAAUUAGAAAAGCCAACUUUCCACUGCCAGAUGAAAACUACAAACAACAUAAAUCAAAAAUGGAUUCUCUUGAUUUAGACCCCAUCCCAUAUGAUGUAUUUUGUUUUUUAAAAGGACUUUAUCCCGAUGUGUUUGAACUAAGAUAUUCAUAUAGGAUUACAAAAGUAUACAAAGAACUUCAACGCGUCAACUAUCUAGAUGCUAAAUACAAAUUAUGCGUGGGAAACGAAAUAGUUUCAGAAAUUAUUGAAAGAUCAAAACCAUAUCUAGAACUACAAAAUAAAGUUCAGAAUUUCUUGCUACAUAUGAUGACUAGUGAAGAAUUUAACCGGUUAACAAAAUAUUUUCCAAUGGUUUUUAAACCAUAUUCUAAUUUUGUUGAUUGUUGGAAUAAUGCACAAAAAAAUUCAAAUGGUAACCUUGUACCAGAGUCAGAUGUUAUGGAUGAAGAACUGUUUAAAUCAUUUAAAAAAGCUUAUUUUGUAUCAUUAAACGAAACCUAUGUGGAGUAUAAGACAAGAAUGAAAUCUCUAAAACUAACCGCUGUUCCCAGUAACUAUUUUCGUUACUUCAAAUCAGUUUAUCCACAUUUAUUUAACACAUAUCAAUAUUACUCAGAAAAAACUGGAUUAUAUAGAACCUUUGAACUAAGAAAUAUUCAAAGCCAUCUGACAAAUAAAAUAGAAUCAAUAGGCUACUAUCCUUUACCCAGUAAAGACUAUACUAUUUUUCAAAAAUAUUUUCCAAGAAUAUUUGAUUCUCAUACAAAUUACUUAAAAAAUAUUUUUGAAGAAAACGAACAUAACAAAAAUGAAGGUGGGGAUGAAGAUCUGAUGCCAAUCAUUUUCAACCACGAUGAAUUUGAUUCAAUUAAAACUGCUUAUUAUCCAAGACUAUCUGAAAAUUAUGAUAGCUAUAAAGCAAGAAUGUUCAGCUUAGGUUUAUGGGUUUUGGAAUACAAAACAUUUAAAAGUUUUAAAGCUGUUUAUCCUAAUCCUACGACAUCUGCAGCUUAUUCUGAAUACAAAAAAGUCUUCGAGAAUAUAGAUAACAACGAAGGUACACCUAUAAUUGGAAUACGACACAUUAUGACUGAAGAGGAGUUUGGUAUAGAUUUAAUACAAGAUUUUCCGAAACUAUUUGAAAGUUGGGAAGAAUUUGAUGAAAGAAGACUAAUUUCAAGUUCAAAAGACAAAACGAAUAGGUUAUUCAAGGAUGAUGGAAUUUUUUCCAAAAACUUAUUCAAUGAUAUAAAAAUCGUUUACUAUCCAAAAUUGGGACAAAAUUUCAUAUUAUUUGUAACAAUUAAUAAUUCUUUAGAACUUCCUGCUAAUACUUUGAGAUGGAUGAGUCACUAUCAAAACGUAAUAAAAUUGUAUCCAAUGUUUUUUGAAAGUUUUGAUGAUUAUGAAGUUCGCCUUAAAGGAAUGCCAUUAGAGUGUCUAAAAUUGAAUGAAAAAAUGUUCUAUACAUUCUUUGAAAUAUUUCCAUUCCCAUAUGAAUCGUAUCCACAGUACAAGAUAAGGAAUGCUGGUGCAACAUAUAAGUUAAGCGAAGAAGAAUUCACAAAUUUUCGACUAGUUUUUCCACUUAUAUCUGAAACAUACAAUAAAUACAAACAGCGAUUGGGAUCUGAACUUAGUAUUGAAUUCAUGGAAGAAAAAUUGUUUGAGCUUUUCAAGUCAUUGUUUCCACAAAUAGAUGAAACUUACGAAACUUACAAAAGUCGCGUCGACGAUAGUUUGAUGAACAGUAACGAAACAACACAGAAACAGCUAGCAUUCUUCGUCGAGUAUAUGAAAUUUCACGCUUUGGAUUAUAAAACGUACGAAGGUACAGAUUUUACUGCAGAAACGUCCAGAGAUACCGACACUGUUACAAAAACAAUUGAAGGUGCGGAGAUUACUGCAGAAACAUCUAGAGCCACGUAUAUCAAAACAUAUGGAGCUAUGACCUACGAAGAAUUUAAAGCGUUCAAAUUAAGUUUACCAAUACCAAAUGAACUUCGUGAAGAUUAUAUAUUCAGAAUAAAUAAACUUGUGCUUCUAAGAAAAUGUGAUGACACUGCCGAAGAAGUUAAACCUGAAAUAUUACCUUUAAAGCUUUUUCAAGAUUUACUAAAUUGGUAUCCAAAAGAUUCCAAAAGUAAUUAUGAUGAUUAUUGUAAAGAAAUGAAAGAUAUGAAAAACAUACCGGUGUCAAGUACUACAUUUAACGAAUUACUCACAGUUUCAAAAUCGAUGAAUAAAAAUCCCUUUACAUUUGAUGACAUAUCAUUCUACAAAAUAAUCGUUACUUCAAGAAAUCAGAAAUCACAUCCAUCGUGGCCGUGGUACGUAGAUAAAAUUUUAGCGAGACGUAAAAUGAAAAAAACAAAAUUUUUAACACCACUGAAAAACCUGGAUCAUAUCAAUAAAAUUUAAAUUAAAAUGUUAA
Molecule: messenger RNA, 6448 nt
Organism: Metopolophium dirhodum (rose-grain aphid)
Lineage: Eukaryota; Metazoa; Arthropoda; Insecta; Hemiptera; Aphididae
Exons: 117
Coding region: 55-6435 (2126 amino acids)
Source: RefSeq, a predicted model, not a curated record